This is a messenger RNA of Tetrapisispora phaffii CBS 4417, 1392 nucleotides long. RefSeq names its product ubiquitin-specific protease UBP8 (gene UBP8). The transcript has a single exon. Gene Ontology annotation, biological process: protein deubiquitination. Lineage: Eukaryota; Fungi; Ascomycota; Saccharomycetes; Saccharomycetales; Saccharomycetaceae. Gene Ontology annotation, molecular function: zinc ion binding; cysteine-type deubiquitinase activity. The record is from RefSeq and is a predicted model, not a curated record. Bases 1 to 1392 code for a protein of 463 amino acids.
AUGAGCUCGUGUCAACAUAUUAAUCAUGUUUUAUCUAAUCCUAACUCUAGAGAUGGUGUUUUGAAAGCAUGCAAUGCUACGAAAUAUAUCCUAAUGCAUUCUGACGCUAAAGAUAAGUAUUUGAAUAUUAAGAAAUGCUCAGAUUGUCACAAUAUUGACAACGGUUCUACAUUUAUGUGUUUGCAAUGUGGAUACUGUGGUUGUUGGAAUUCUGUGCACUUUAUAGCACAUCACAAGAAAGUUGGACAUAUAUUUGGUAUAAACUCGAGUAAUGGUCUGUUGUAUUGUUUUAUCUGUGAUGAUUAUGUAGGUGAUUCUGAAGAGAUCAAUUUUUCUAUUGUAGGUAAAAAUUGGAAUUAUAUCGCUGAAAAUACAUCCUUUCCUAGUUAUGAUCGUAAGGAUGGAUUAUCUGGGCUAGUUAAUAUGGGUUCAACUUGUUACAUGAGUUGCAUAAUACAAUGCCUGGUUCGUAAUCCGUAUUUUUUGAAACAUUCUUUCAAUCAAACUCAUUAUAAAGAAUGUAAAAUACGUGAUCCUGUAUCGUGUCUAUCCUGUGCUUUGGAUUCAGUAGUGUUUGAACUAUAUGGUAAGACGCAAAAGAAAGCUGUUGAUGAUAAAAAUGGCGGUUUGAUUGAUAUAUUGAAUUGUACGUGGAAGAUUAAUGAAGAUUUAGUCGGUUAUUCACAACAAGACGCCCAUGAAUUUUGGCAAUUUCUGAUGAAUAGAAUACAUUCCGAAUACAAAUUGAACAAUAACACAAUUGAAGUACCAAAGGAUACUCAUCAGCUAUGUAAUUGUAUUUACCACAAAGUGUUCCAAGGUUUCUUGGAGAGUACUAUAGAAUGUGCCAAUUGUAGGAAAGAAUCCAAAACUACUACAGAGGCCUAUAUGGAUCUAUCAUUAGAUCUUAAGGAUAAGAAAACUUUAUAUGAGUGUCUUAAUAGUUUUCAUAUGAAAGAAGAAUUGAAAGAUUUCACUUUCCAUUGUAGUAAUUGUGGGGGACCCCAGGGUGCACUUAAACAAUUGACUAUUUCAAAAUUACCUCCUGUUCUAUUGUUACAAUUAAAAAGAUUUGAGCAUAAACUAAAUGGACAGAGUAGUAAACUAAAUGAUUCGAUAGAGUAUCCUCCAUAUUUGAGAAUGAAUGAUUAUUGCCAAACUUCCUCGAAUGAAACCAUAGACAGUCCAGACGAUAGCGAUAUAAUAUAUGAACUAAUCGGCGUCAUAUGUCAUACUGGCACAGUGAAUGAAGGUCAUUAUAUAUGUAGUUGUAAGUUAGCUAAUAACCAAUGGGUGAAAUUUAACGAUUCCAUGAUAACUAUUGUUGAUAAUGAAACAGUAUUAAAAGAGCAGGCUUAUUUAUUAAUAUAUUCAACAAAACAGGUCACCUAG